Didymosphaeria variabile is the source of this 1218-nucleotide messenger RNA. RefSeq lists its product as uncharacterized. NCBI's taxonomy places the organism in Eukaryota, Fungi, Ascomycota, Dothideomycetes, Pleosporales, Didymosphaeriaceae. The transcript has 3 exons. The record is from RefSeq and is a predicted model, not a curated record. Bases 1 to 1218 code for a protein of 405 amino acids.
AUGGAUUUGACGCCCGUCAGGAUCAGGGGAAAGAGGAAGAGACCUGGAGCCGCGAAAUCAAAUCUGCAAAAGGCACUGGAGGCUUCGUCAUCGCAGAGCAAACGGCUUCGACCAGCCCAAAAGCCCGUCAGAUCGAAGAAGAACGCAGAUACAGCUAUGCCGACCCUGCAGGAUCUGCCACAGGAGCUGCUGGAGAUGGUUUUUCUGUACAGCAUGAACAUUUCUCUCCCUCGUGCUUCGCCCAUACUAGGCCGCAAAUUGUCAUCGAAAGCCGUCGUCGUGGAGUUUGUCCUACAGUCUUUUUAUCACACCGUGGAUCACAAAAGCAACUACCGAGACCGCGAGGUGACCAGCGAUCCUGUGAUUCAAUCACAACUUCUGGCGUGUCGAUUCUUUACCUGGGAGUUUUUCCGCGCAUAUGUGGCGAAGGCACAUAGCUCAUACAUUCAGCAAAGAGGUAACAUAUGGAAAGACGCCAGUGCCCAACCACUUGGCGUGGAAGCCUUUGACGGACUCUGGCCUUUUAAAUUCAUGAAGGUCACGUAUCUUGGUUUUGCGGAAGGUUUCCAUAUCCCGGAUAAAGUGCUCCGUGGACCUUGGACCACCGACAAGGUGUCACUUCUUUAUGUGCUAGUGUCUGUGAAUGGAGAGAUCGACUGGGAAGGGAGCAUGGCCGGUGAGAUCGCAAAAGCCGGCCUUGUACAGGCUAUCAGAGAAAACAAUGAGCGAGCGGUGGCUGCUUUAGCGGUGCUAUUGGGCGUCGCACAAAUGAUCAGUACGAGUCUUAUCCGACAGGCGGUCAUAGAGUGCGGGUGCAACCUCAACAUUGUGCGGCAACUUUUGUUUAACGCUCAAAUACUGCAUCAGAAUUUGCCGAAAGAAUCUCUCGAUUUCUAUGAUUCGGCACUGUGGCGAUGGGCGGAUGCACACGAGGGGAAGGGAGUGCUGCUGAAGGAUCUGCUCCGCAAAGCCGACAAAUUUUCGCUGGAAUUCUAUCUGGAAGGUGAGGAGGGUACUCAAGCAAAGAUUGUGCCGUUUCCAUAUGGUGGAGCCAAGUUCGACCCUCGAAACCAACUCAACAAUGUCGGACGAUUGAAGAAGAGAGAGAUGCAAGAAAUGCAGGCAUACCUCUACGAGCUACAGAGCCUGUCGCGCUACGACGUCAAUACCAGUAAAGUAGCAGGACAGAACGAGAACGCUGCAUACACGUCGCGAUGA